Molecule: messenger RNA, 621 nt
Organism: Torulaspora delbrueckii
Lineage: Eukaryota; Fungi; Ascomycota; Saccharomycetes; Saccharomycetales; Saccharomycetaceae
Gene: ATP5
Product: F1F0 ATP synthase subunit 5
Exons: 1
Coding region: 1-621 (206 amino acids)
Biological process (GO): proton motive force-driven mitochondrial ATP synthesis
Molecular function (GO): proton-transporting ATP synthase activity, rotational mechanism
Source: RefSeq, a predicted model, not a curated record
AUGAUGUUUGGCAGAAUGUUUAUCCGUACUUUGGCCUCUAGUGCUAAAACUGUCAAGCCACCAGUGCAAUUGUUUGGUUUAGAUGGUACUUAUGCUACCGCUUUGUUCACUGCAGCUUCCAAGAGCUCUUCCGUUGAGGCAGCUUCCAAAUCUUUGAACUCUCUAUCGCAAACCAUUGAAAAAGAUCCAAAAUUGAAGGAGAUCUUGGCCAAUCCUGCCCUAUCUGCUCAAGACAGAAAACUUGUUGCCGAAAGUUUGGCUGGUCUACCAAACAUGGACUCUUCUGUGGUAAACCUUUUGAAAGUCUUAGCUGAAAACAAUAGACUGGAUAUCUUCACAAAGGUCAACAGUCAAUUCACUACUUUGACUGAUGCUUACAAUGGAUUGAUCAAGGGUACUGUUAUCUCUGCUCAGCCAUUGGACUCUAAAUCUUUCAAGAGAAUCGAAAAGGCUCUAGGUCAAUCCAAAUUGGUCGGUCAGGGAAAGACUUUGAAAUUGGAAAAUUCCGUCAAGCCAGAGAUUCAAGGUGGUUUGAUCGUCGAGAUCGCUGAUAAAACUGUCGAUUUGUCGAUUGCUACCAAGAUUCAAAGGUUGAACAAACUGCUAGAUGAAUCCAUCUAA